Messenger RNA from Megalops cyprinoides (Indo-Pacific tarpon), 2763 nucleotides. It is a transcript of the gene rmc1, whose product is annotated as regulator of MON1-CCZ1. Gene Ontology annotation, biological process: regulation of autophagy. The coding region runs from base 53 to 2020 and encodes 655 amino acids. Lineage: Eukaryota; Metazoa; Chordata; Actinopteri; Elopiformes; Megalopidae. The record is from RefSeq and is a predicted model, not a curated record. The transcript has 20 exons. Gene Ontology annotation, cellular component: lysosomal membrane; late endosome membrane; Mon1-Ccz1 complex.
UUGUCCAGAGACUGGGAGGGAGUGCAAGGCGAUCGCGUUAAACCUCCGCAGAAUGACCGAAGAACAUUAUCUGGAACUUUGCGAAAACCCGGUUCAGUUCGAAAAUGCUUCCAGUGUCAACAAUGUCUUUUUUGACGAAGCAAAUAAGCAAGUUUUCGCUGUUCGAUCAGGUGGUGCUACCGGGGUUGUGGUUAAAGGACCAGACGAUAAAAACUCGAUUGCAUUCAGAAUGGAUGACAAAGGUGAAGUGAAAUGUAUCAAAUUUUCUUUUGGAAACAAGAUUUUAGCCGUCCAAAGAACUGCCAAAUCAGUGGACUUCAUCAACUUCAUUCCCGAGCUCCCACACUUGGAAUACUCUCAAGAAUGCAAGACCAAGAAUGCCUGUGUUCUGGGGUUCUGUUGGACCAACUGGAAUGAAAUUGUUUUCAUCACUGAUCAGGGAAUCGAGUUCUAUCAGGUGCUGCCAGAUAAGCGCAGUCUGAAGCUGUUGAAGAGUCAGAGCAUUAAUGUGAACUGGUAUAUGUACUGCCCGGAGACUUCAGUCAUCCUGCUGUCUACCACUGUGCAGGGCAAUGUACUGCAGCCCUUUGCCUUCAAGAGUGGAACAAUGUCCAAAAUGUCCAAAUUUGAGAUUGAGCUGCCAGUGGUCCCCAAACCUGCCAAGCUAAGUUUGUCAGAGCGCGACAUCGCUGUGGCAACGAUCUAUGGCCAGCUGUAUGUAAUGUAUCUGAAGCAUCACUCCAGAACAGCCAACAGUCCAGGUGCUGAAGUUGUUCUCUAUCACCUACCCAGGGAGGGCUCCUGUAAGAAGACCCAUGUGCUGAAGCUGAACACAACAGGGAAGUUUGCGCUUAAUGUGGUGGACAAUUUAGUGGUGGUGCAUCAUCAGAGCUCUCAGACUUCCAUCAUAUUUGACAUCAAGCUGAAGGACCUGGACAGCGCCUUGAACGUCCACCAGCCAGUGCUUCCCGCACGGUCCAUCCACCCCUAUAAGAUCCCGCUGACUGGUACUGCUGCCGUGGCCACCCAGGCCCCCAUACGUUGCGAACUCUACUCUUCUACUUGGAGUGUCUUUCAGCCAGACAUCAUCAUUAGUGCCAGUGAAGGGUAUCUGUGGUACUUGCAAGUGAAAUUGCAGCCAGCAGUUAACCUCCUGCAGGACAAAGGCAAGCUAAUGGACUUUCUGCUGCACAGACGGGACUGCAAGAUGGUUAUUCUGUCAGUGUGCUCUCAAAUGCUUAAUGGGGGAGAGAAAAGGAAUCUACCAGUGGUGGCCACUGUCUUUGACAAGCUGAACCAGGUCUAUAAAGAGUAUUUGGAGGCAGAGCAGAGCUACACCUUGGCAGUAGAGUCGGGACCAGCCAGGGGUGGCAGCACUCACAAGAGACCGGUCCGUACACAGGCAGUCAUCGACCAGUCUGACAUGUACACUCACGUCCUGUCCGUGUUCACAGAGAGGAAGGAUGUCUCCCACAAAUUUGUCAUCGCUGUGCUGAUGGAGUACAUCCGCUCACUCAACCAGUUUCAGAUCACAGUGCAGCACUAUCUUUACGAGCUGGUUAUUAAAACAUUGGUCCACCACAACCUCUUUUACAUGCUCCACCAGUUCCUACAGUACCACGUUCUCAGUGACUCAAAGCCCCUGGCCUGCCUGCUGUUGUCACUGGAGAGCACCUACCCCCCAGCCCAUCAGCUCUCACUGGACAUGCUCAAGAGGCUGUCCACAGCCAACGACGAGAUUGUGGAAGUGCUGCUCUCCAAGCAGCAGGUCCUGGGGGCUCUGCGCUUCAUCCGAAGUGUGGGCAGCCAUGACAACAUCUCAGCACGCAAGUUCCUUGAUGCUGCUCGGCAGACCAAGGAUCAGAUGCUCUUCUACACCAUCUUCAGGUUCUUUGAGCAGAGGAACCAGCGACUGCGUGGGAGUCCCAGUUUCACCCCAGGGGAGCACUGUGAGGAGCAUGUGACCUACUUCAAGCAAGUGUUUGGGGAACAAGCCAUCAUGAAGCCAGUCACAGUCUGAUCGGUCCUGUGUCCCUUGCAACUUGUUCUAACCAGUACAGAUUAAUUUACUGCAUAUAAUGUUCUACAAAAAAUGCCAAGUUACUGAAUAAAGUUAUGUACAUAUGUACGCAGUUAGUUUUGGCAAGUAUUAAAAAAACACCAGCAGUCUGUGAGUAAAUUAGUUUCAUUUCCCUUUAAAAAAAAAAGAGUUGAGGUGAAGGAAAAUUGCACUUAUCCCAGCGCUGUGGAAGACAGCUGAAACCUCAGGACUCAGGAUGCAGGUCCUUUCCGUCUGGGAAAGCUUAGUGUUACAGGUGAUCAUAGACAGAUGAGGGCUGGGUCACAGAGCCACGUCAAACUUGAAAGGCAUAAAAAAACACAAGAUCUUGGGAGAGUUUUCCUGAGAUGUUUCCUGUGGACUGUGCAUGUUCAGAGAAGUCAAGUCACACCCCUCCUCACCUCACUUCACUGGCUGCCUGUUACCACUUGCAUCAGGUUCAAAACCUUGGUGCUGGCAUACGGGACAGUGAAUAGGACAGCCCCCUCCCACCUACAGUCGAUCUUCAAACCGUAUGUACCACCCAGAUCACUAUGCUUUGCAACCAUGGGGCAACUGACUGUCCCUUCCUGACAGAGUCACUCCUUUCAGCCACAGUGCCUAUUUGGACUGGUUCCCCUGUGGUGGAAUUAACUUCACAUGGACGUCAGGACAGCAGAAUCACUGGCCAUCUUCUCAAACAGACUGAACACCCGCCUCUUCAG